AUGGGAAGCAAUCGUGGAGAACUCGGUCGAGGAUUAAGCACACCGUUUCGCAGUACAAUGUAUGAUUGCUUAAUAUGGCAAAUACGAACUCCUUUUCUGCAAAAAGAUUUUUUAAAGGAUAAUAAAGUGACCUUAGCGGGUUUACCUGUUAUGGAAAAAAUGGGACAUUUGGUGGAAAUAAAUCUUGCCUCCAACAAAAUUAAUUCUUUAGCGAUGCUGGGAGGGCUAUCCAGCUUAUGUAAUUUGAAGUCUUUGGUUCUCAGCGAUAACAAAAUCGAGAGCCUUCAAGACGCAGAAAGACACCUGCCGUCUAAGUUAAGGCAUCUGGACCUUUCUGACAAUAUGGUGGCUGAGCUGUCUGAGGUUUUUGGACUGGCGUUUCUGAGAGAAUUGGAAAGUUUAGUUUGGAAGGGUAAUCCAUGUGUUAGUAACGGCCGAGAGUUCGAUUACAGACCAUUUGUGUCUUGUUGUUGUGCGCAGUCAUUAAAUUCGCUUGAUGGGAAAGAAAUAUCAGAAAUAGAGAUCCUGAAAGGCAAGUGCGAAUUGUUAUUAACAAAAGGAAAGCUGCGAAAAUGUCAGGACCAUAAGACGUUAUGUGAAUACCUGAGUGAAGAAUGCCCGCGGAACUCUUCUGAAUUCGCCGGCGAUGCUGACUUCAAGAAGCGAGUGAUGAAAGUUCUUACUAAAAGACGAGAAUAUUUAAACUUUGUGAACCAGAAUGCCCAUCUUGAGCCUUCAUCUUUCUGCUCGCUACCACCAUCACCUUAUGCGCAAUGGGCCGAAAACGACCCGAAUCACACUUCGGUUUCAGAGAACUGUGCAAGUGAAAAAGCCGUUGCGGAAAAGGAGAACUCUUUUUUUGACAUAGAGUCGGGGUAG
Enterobius vermicularis (human pinworm) is the source of this 879-nucleotide messenger RNA. The record is from the annotation of a GenBank genome assembly. Lineage: Eukaryota; Metazoa; Nematoda; Chromadorea; Rhabditida; Oxyuridae.